Messenger RNA from Alosa sapidissima (American shad), 1604 nucleotides. RefSeq names its product alpha-(1,3)-fucosyltransferase 7-like. The record is from RefSeq and is a predicted model, not a curated record. Gene Ontology annotation, molecular function: alpha-(1->3)-fucosyltransferase activity. Bases 116 to 1195 code for a protein of 359 amino acids. Gene Ontology annotation, cellular component: membrane. NCBI's taxonomy places the organism in Eukaryota, Metazoa, Chordata, Actinopteri, Clupeiformes, Clupeidae. The transcript has 2 exons.
ACAAUACAAUCCUGAAUGUCAUUCUGGAGUAACAGCCAGAGCAAGUACCUCAUAAGGGCACAGUUUGCAGGUGUUCUACACUUCCAUCAAAGGCAAAAAUAAUCGGAAAACUAAUAUGCUGGACUUCUGUAGCCACAGAUGUACACUGCUGGCUGCCUUCUUUGUCUGUCUCACGCUUUUUGGCAGUUUGCUUAUCCAGUGGCCACUGUUUUUUAAAAUGAAAAUGACCUCAAGAAUUGAAACUGAAGUCAUUGACAUGAAUAUUAAUGCCAAAAACACAACUGUUUUAGUGUGGUACUGGCCUUUUGGAGAUAAAUCUAGUGUGGAUGGUAAUGUGUGUUGGGAGAGGUUUGGCAUACCAAACUGCAAGUUGGUGGACGAUCGGUCCAUGUUCUCUCAAGCAGAUUUUGUGGUUUUCCACAACCGUGAGCUAAUUCAAGGCCAACAAAGACUGCCUGUAGACCAGACCCGACCACGGAGGCAGAAGUGGGUAUGGUUCUCACUGGAAAGUCCAGCACAUAAUGGUAAUGUGAAGCCCUUUGCUGGGCACUUUAAUUGCACCAUGUCUUACCGCCGUGAUGCAGAUAUCUAUACACCAUAUGGCAGUUUGGUACCCCAGGACUUCGGUACUGGAUUGACAGUUGAGGAUUUCAUACCAAAGAACAAGUCGUCUAUGGCUUGUUGGGUUGUGAGCAAUUUUGCAGCCCACCAUAAGAGAACUGCUGUUUACAACAGACUGAAAACAAUUAUACCAGUGAAUGUGUAUGGUGGAGCACUGAAUAAGCGCCUUGAUGGUAAUGUUCUGUUACCCACAAUCUCUCACUGCUACUUCUACCUGUCUUUUGAGAACUCCAUUUUCAAAGACUACAUCACAGAGAAGUUGUGGUACAAUGGCUUCAUGGGUGGAGCAGUGCCUGUAGUUUUAGGUCCACCACGGGAACAGUAUGAGGCGGUGGCACCAAAAGACUCCUUCAUCCAUGUGGACGACUUCCCCUCAUUAGAGGAGCUUGGAAAGUUCCUGAAGAGUCUGGCGGAGGAUAAGGAACGCUAUGCCUCAUACUUCAACUGGAAACUGAAGUAUACGGUAAAGCGAUUUGGCGAUUGGAGGGAGGAAUUUUGUAAAAUUUGCCCCAAAGUCAGUAGCUUACAAAAGCAUAAGGUCUAUGAGGACUUACAUACUUGGGAAUGGCAAUAAAAUCAAAGGAAUCAAAACACCAACAAAAAGUAAUUGUCUGUGACCUGCACCUUUUUUCUUAUCUUUACACAAAGUCUAUACAAGGUCAAGGUGACUUUAUUAUCCCCAAGGGGCAAUUAUUUUCACAGCCAGCAGACAGACAUAAGGACAAGACACACAAAAAAUACAUAAAAAUACUCACAGUAUCUAAAACACAAUAAUAAAAAUAAAUAUAGUUAAAACAGUUUUGGCAGACUGAAAAAUGGAAACGGAAGUCGGGAUAAAAGAGUUUCUGAGUCUAUUGGACCUGCAUCUGGGCAUGGAGUACCUACGGCCUGAGGGGAGCUUAAACUGGCAGGACGGCUAUGGUCAUUAAAGGGCAAUGAAAUUAAAGGGCAAGGCCACAUUGGUGGACGCCGGGGCUUGAACC